This is a messenger RNA of Corylus avellana, 2048 nucleotides long. RefSeq names its product Lateral root primordium (LRP) protein-like protein (gene LRP1). Gene Ontology annotation, cellular component: nucleus. Gene Ontology annotation, biological process: positive regulation of DNA-templated transcription. Gene Ontology annotation, molecular function: DNA-binding transcription factor activity; DNA binding. NCBI's taxonomy places the organism in Eukaryota, Viridiplantae, Streptophyta, Magnoliopsida, Fagales, Betulaceae. The record is from RefSeq and is a predicted model, not a curated record.
CUCUCUCUACUCUACUAUAGUUAGCGUUAUUAUUGGAGAGAGAGAGAGAGAGACAGAGGGAGAGGUCGAGAGGAACCCACCUCAGUUUUCGCUUUCUAGGAAACCAUAUAUUGAGGGGGAGAGAGAUAGAGAGAAAGGGAGCGUAUGUUUGAGGGGAGAGAGAGAGAGAUAAAGAAAGAAGCUCAGAGAAGAAGGGAAUUGGAGAAGAUGAUGAAGGUGAUGAUGAAGAGAGAGAAAGGUCGGCAACAAUAACAAGAGCAGAAAAUACAGAAGAAAGAAAAGCCAAAGGGACAGUGGUAGUAGUCUUACCAACAGAAGAAGCAGAAGCAGAAGAUGAUGCUGCAGUACUCCGCUUUAAGAGCGAGAAGAUAGAAAGCAACCCAACAAACAAGAUCUCCAUCUCUCACUCUCUCUCUCUUCUCUCAAAAUUAACUCUAUUUUUUUUUUCUGUCUCUCCCUCUUAAAAUCUCUCUGAGAGAAUUUCAGUGACCCCACUCACAUAGCACCUACACAGAUAUAUCCAUAGAUUGUGUCCAAGAUCACAAAUCUCUCUCUCUCUCUCUCUCUCUCUCUCUCUUUGAAAUCCAUAGUAUAUUUAAUACAAACACCCAGCAUCAGUUGUGGCUACUACAAGGAGGUUACCUUCAGAUUCUGGAGCCUUCGCAGACUGGGUGGCUACGUCCUCAUCCGGCGCGGGCCGAGCCGCGCCGGAUGAGCUCUCCCUCGGCUUCAAUGCCGGACCAGCCGCCGCAGGAACCAGCACCGGACCCACCUCCGGAAUGUGGUCCGCCACGCCCUCCAGGCCCGUCAACUACGGCCUCGCUCCCACCGAUAUGGGCAUGGUAGGCCUGCGCGACCUCUUCGUCGUCGCCCCCGCCUCUUCCUUCAACCAUCACCACCACCACCACCACCACCAGCACGACCCCAUCAUCUCCGAUCCUCAUUCCAUCAACGCCUCCAACCCCGCCACUGCACUUGGCGUCGGGGUCGGCGUCGGCGUCUUCCCUCUCCUCACCGCUGCUCCCUGUCUCGCUUCCGCCUCCAACGUCGGCGUCGAAGAUGACAACAAUAUGCUCAGCAGUAGGAGCAGGAGCGGCGGCGGAGGAAUUCACCUCUGGCAGAACAGUAAUCAGCCAACCGCCCAGCAUGGGCAUUAUUUCAAGAAACCAGCAAUUCUCGAUCACGGCGGUUCGGGUAAUAAUUUGGUCCAGAGCGGCGGCGUUGGUGGUGGGAUUGGCGGGUCACCCACGACCACCUCGUCCACUGGUACCGCCACGUGUCAGGACUGCGGCAAUCAGGCCAAGAAAGAUUGCAGCCACAGGAGGUGCAGGACUUGUUGCAAGAGCCGCGGUUUUGAUUGCGCCACUCACGUGAAGAGCACGUGGGUGCCCGCGGCUCGGCGGAGGGAACGUCAGCUCAUGGGCGCCUCUGGUUCUGCCGCCGCCGGCUCUUCCGGGGCUACCUCCGGCGCCAAAAAACCUAGACUCAUCGGCUCGCAAACCACAACAACCUCUCAUACUUCCACUUCCAACACCACUCCCCCAAGAAGCUUCGAUACAAGCUCUAGUCAUCAAGAUGCGAGCUUCAAAGAGGGUUUGCCCGGUCAAGUACGUGCACCGGCGGUUUUCAAGUGCGUGCGGGUGACAGCGGUGGAAGACGGCGAGGACGAGUACGCAUAUCAGGCGGUUGUAAAGAUCGGUGGCCAUGUCUUCAAAGGGUUUUUAUACGAUCAAGGGCUUGAAAAUAGAGAAGGGUAUCCUAAUAUAUCGGAAUUGCAUUUAGGCGGUGGCAGCGGCGGUGGCGGUGGGGUUGCCGGGAGGAAUGGGGCGUCGUCGUCGUCCCCAAUCCUCGACCCGACCGAUGUCUACGCUGGCGGAGCAUUGCUCGGAGGUUCAAGCUAUGGUAAUCCAAUAAAUUGAAACAUCCUUUGGAGUCGGGGAAGGAAUGACAUUGUAGGAUAAUUCUUCUUUCUGUUUACCAAGUACUGAUAAGAUUAUGUUAAAAUUGUUCAAUAUUCUUGUAUCUUAUUAUCAUAUGUCUUGGCUUCU